UAUUACCCUAUUUCCUAAACGAAGAAUAUUAUAAAUAUGAAGAGUUGUAUUUGUAUUUUAAAGCCGAUAUGUUGGACUUAUUAAGUAAGAAUGUAAUUGGUAGCCAAGAAAGUUGCAGUAACCACCAGAGGUUAAGCACCGAAACAAAUUCAUCUUGUGUAAAACUGCCUCAAAUCGAAUUACCCGUAUUUUCCGGUAAUUAUGAAGAUUUCUUAACUUUUCAAGAUUUAUUUUUAACCCUCAUCCACAAUAAUAAUUCGCUUGCCAAUGUACAAAAGUUGCACUAUCUGAAGUUAAGUGUUACGGGCGAAGCAGCUGCCUUGUUAAAACAUAUUAGUGUAACAGAAAAUAACUAUGACCAAGCAUGGAAUAUUUUAAAGAAGCGUUACGGAAAUAAGAGAAUAAUUAUAAAUUACAUAUUAAAAAGACUGUUUAACCUACGUAAAAUCAACACACAGACAUCAAAUCAAAUUAAAAUAAUUUUGGAUACAACAAGUGAGUGCUUAAAUAAUUUAAAUAACUUAGGAAUAUCGACUGAGUCUUGGAGUCCGAUUAUAAUACAUGUAGUGGUAAAUAAACUUGAUCAAGAUACGCAUAAAAAUUGGGAAGAAUACAUAUACAAAGAUGACUCCGACUACUUACCAACUUGGGAAGACCUAAAGAAUUUUCUAGAAUCCAAGUAUCGAACUUUGGAGCUAGUAAACACAACUAACCAAAACUGUUCAAAAGAUCUAAGACAAAUAGUACAAAAGAGUUUUUACGUGGCUAAAGAAGGUGUUGAUACUAAGCCCUCAUGCUCCUUCUGUAACAAAGACCAUUACAUUCAUAAUUGCACAGAUUUUAUUAAGCAAAGUGUGGAAGACAGACAUAAUAUUGCAUUAAAAAACAACCUGUGUUUUAAUUGCUUGCUACCAAAUCACAAGGUGACUGAAUGCAAGCGACACAUUUCAUGUAAGUUAUGUGGAAGAAAACAUAAUUUUCUUCUGCAUUUAAAAAGGAAACAAGAAGCUCCUGCAUCACUAAAAACAACUUCAUUAACAUCGCAAGAUAUUGAAACAAAGGUAGUAUCACAUUAUUCCAGCGAAGAAAAAUCGAGUCAAGGUGUUUUAUUGGCUACUGCACUAGUUCACGUGAAAUCAAGCUCGGGUGACUAUCAUACACUCCGUGCCCUUGUUGACCAGGGUUCAGAAGCGACUUUUGUAACAACCAGAGUCGUUGAACUUCUGAACUUAAAGAAAGAGAAAGUCAACGGCACAGUUUCGGGUAUCGGUGAAGAAAAGCAUUGCCUUAAGUCUAAAGUCCAGCUAUCUAUUAAAGCUAAUUCUACUUACAUUUACACUGAAGCCUACGUUCUAAAAACUAUUUCAUCAUUAAUACCUGCGAAGAAAGUAAUUAUUAAUAAAAGUGAUUUACUAAAUAUUGAGUUGGCUGACCCUACCUGUUUUAUGCCAAGUCGAAUUGAUUUAUUAUUGGGUGCUGGUGAUUUUGCAAAAAUAAUAGAAGAUGGGUUAAUCCGUCUUGAAUGCGGUUUAGUAGCUCAGAAGACUAGUCUUGGUUGGAUACUGUCUGGGAAAACCCUAUGCUCCAACUAUAAAAUUAAUAUUACAAGUAUGCACAUUAAAGAAGACAAUGAUUUACUGAAAUCUUUUUGGGAAAUUGACAAAGAUUUAUUUAAGAAGAAAGUUAUAUACACAAAAGAAGAAGAAGAAUGUGAAAGAAUUUACUCAAGCACAACCCAAAGAGACAUUGACGGUAAAUAUAUUGUACAACUACCACUAAAGCGAAGUAAAGAAGAUACUAUUAAGCAAGUAGGAGAUACUAAAGAACAAGCAAUAAAGAGAUUUCAGCAUCUAGAGAAAAGAUUAAAUAAAGAUAAACAAUUAAAAGAUGAAUAUACAAAAGUUAUAAAAGAAUAUAUCGAUUUGGGUCAUAUGAAAGAGCUUGAAGAUCAGAAUGACUGCAAUACAAUUUAUCUACCUCAUCAUGCGGUAGUAAGACAAGACAAAGAUACUACGAAGGUUCGAGUAGUCUUUGAUGCAUCAGCAAAAGGUUCUCAAGGGUAUUCCUUGAACGAUACAAUGUUGGUUGGUCCUGUAAUACAACAAGACCUUCGAAGUUUAAUUAUCACAUGGAGACAACAUUAUAUUUGUUUUGUCGGUGAUAUAAUGAAGAUGUCCGAGGAACACACAAAAUUACAAUGCAUCGUUUGGCGAGACAAUUCAGAUGAAAUAUUAAAAAGUUACCAAUUAACGACUGUAACAUUUGGAACGGCUGCAGCUCCAUUCCUAGCUGUAAGAACUCUAUUAAGGUUAGCCGACGAUGAAUGUUCUAGUGACAUUAAGUAUUCUGAAGCUAUGAAAGCAAUAAAAGAGUCAUUUUACGUUGAUGAUUUAAUGGGGGGUCAUGAAGAUGUAGAGAAGGCAAAAAAGUUAUGUGUUGACAUUAAAGAGAUAUUAGAAAAAGGCGGUUUCAAAAUAAAAAAAUGGUCAAGUAAUUCUGAAGAAGUACUACAACACAUUCAAGAAAACACCAAAAUUGAAGAUUCAUUGGAAAUUAAAUUAGACAAAGUUAUUAAAAUCUUAAGACUUACUUGGGAUCGAAGAGAAGAUGCAUUUAAAAUAACAGUUAACUUACCUUUACUUACCUAUCCUAUAACAAAAAGAUCUAUCCUGUCUGACAUUUCCCGUUUAUUUGACCCUUUUGGGUGGUUAUCUCCUGUCAUCAUCAUAGCAAAAACUUUUAUACAAAAGCUAUGGGUAGUGCUAUCUUGGCUUCAAUCUCAGCCGGGUAGAUGGCACACAUUCGUCGCCAACAGAGUGGCAGAAAUACAAAGAUAUCUUAAUAGUAGCAAGUGGAAUCACGUACAAUCAUAUGAAAAUCCAGCUGACGUUGCCUCCAGAGGAGUAAAAUCCAGUGAACUUAACAACAUUGACUUAUGGUGGAAUGGGCCAGAAUGGCUUAAACAUGAAAGAAUACAAAUCUCAAGAAAUUAUUAUAUACCUCAGACCUAUGAAGAAGAAGAAGAAGGAAGUGAAAAAGAAGGUUUUUAUCAUACCAACAUAUUACAGGAAGACGAAAAAUCAAUAUGGGAACGAUUUUCAACCUUAAACAGAUUGAAAAGAGUUAUAUCGUACUGUAUGAGAAUGAAGAAAGGAAGCAAGAAGUUACAUAUAACAACCGAAUAAAUGGAAAAUCCAUUACAAAGGUGUUCAUUUUUAUCAAGAAAGAAUAUAUCAAAAGGACAUAGAAGACUUGAAGAAAGAAAGAAAAGUCAAACCCAAAAGGUCACUGUCAACAUUGUGUCCUUUUCUAGAUGGUAUAUUAAGAGAAGGAGGAAGACUGCAGAAUGCAGAAAUUUCUGAAGUUAGUCAACAUCCAAUUAUUUUAUCUCAAGAAGUGUAAACGUUUCGACGUUACUAGCAUAAACAGAAGCAUGUCUAAACUCCCGCCCCAUAUACCAAAAGAGAAAGAUUUCAUGUAAUCUGCAUGAUAUUUUUUAUUAAUACAGUCCACUAUUCGAAAGGAAGUUCUUCAAGUAUUGUUACAUUUUUUUUAUAAGGUUAAUAAGCAUUGUUAUUUUUUGUAUAAGGUUAAGUAUAAGUUUAAGUUCAAUAUAAUAUAAUGUAAAGCUUUAAGUUAAAAACAAUCUGUUUUGGUGGGCGGUAUGUUUAGUCAUUAGUGAGUUGCAAUAAAUGAGUCGAAGAGAGAA
Molecule: messenger RNA, 3709 nt
Organism: Pieris rapae (cabbage white)
Lineage: Eukaryota; Metazoa; Arthropoda; Insecta; Lepidoptera; Pieridae
Exons: 2
Coding region: 69-3185 (1038 amino acids)
Source: RefSeq, a predicted model, not a curated record